CAUCGUACCAGUUGUGCCGUAGUUAGGUGAAUGCCAGAGGGCGGGAGUGGUUGGACGAGUUGCCGGGUUGUUUCUGCUGCUCUUGCCUGUCGACGCUGAAGCACUCGCAAGCGCUUCGGUUGUUAGCUCGCAGGGUCGUGUCGUAUGUUUCAGAUCGUUACUGCUCUGCUGCCCGUUGCUGCGCAGUUGCUAAGAAACGAAACGCAGGAAAUCGUUUCGUACGUGCGUCCCGCGGUUUUGUCAUUCGUAAUACUGUCUGCAACUAUUAUCUGAAGAGCCACCUGCCAGCGGUGGAUGUGCCAACGGUACGGAUCGUGUUGUGUGUACGUGCCCGUGAAACAAUAGGUGUAUAUAUCGUCCCGAGACGGCGCUUACAGUACGGAGCUCCAAAGGACCCAGCAGAUUUGUUGGUGUUGUGGAAUGUGUGGUGUCCCCCCAAGCGUUGGGUAACGAGCGCGGGUAGGGGAAGAGUGUGGGAAGCGUGAUAUAGCACAACCUGAUAGUGUUUGUAUCGUCCUCGAACCGUCACGCUCGCGCCUAAACUGUGCGUUUUACACGCUGCGUGCGUUGUGUGCUCUGCUGGUUGUGUCUUCUGUAUCUGGUCGAUAGUUCCGUGAAACAUCGUGCUGAGUGUUCUUAACAGGAAGGCCUUAGAUCGCCAACUACCGUCAGGUUGCAGGAAAUGACAAGGAAUCGUUUCUCGGUCCAACGUGUUCCAAGGGGGUUCGUCGCUUAUCAGCUACCGUGAAAGCGUUGAAGUCUUUCUCCAAAGUGUUUCACGAGAGCGUGCUUUUGCGUGAGCAGCAGCAGUGUGUGUCGAUCGUUCGUGUACCGUGAGUGUGAAGGAUCGAAUCAGCGGAUCGAAGAAGCAAAAAAAUGGUAAUAAAUAUGCAUAGUGAAGUAUAAAUGCAACAGUGGUGACGUAUAGGCCAGAGAAACGCGAAUGCAAGUGGAAAAGAAGCCGAACGGAGUGAGUGCAAUCAAGGUGCAAACGCGGAAAUAAGGUGCAAUCGUAGUAAAGGAGCGAAAUUAAAGGCAAAAAUAAGCGCCAACCAAUAUAUAUAUACGUGUAUGCCUUUAGGCGAGUGGUUUGUGUCAGCAGUGGUGGUGUGGUGGAUGCAACGAAACGGUGGAUUAUACGGCGCAAAGCUAAGCUUCUGCAGAGGCGGGAAAAGAUAAAUUAAAUCAGCAACAUCUCGCGUCUUCCUCAGCCAUCGCUGUCGGGGAUAAACGUCCAGUUCCGGCACCAAGUAGUAGUCUACUAGAUCUACUACACGACACUCAAUGCCGUACAGUGCGAGAAUGCAAAUACAAACAUUGCUGUUGAAGAAAAGAACAAUCACAACCAUGUAAUUGAUGUCAUAAAACAAAACUAAUCACCUAACGUCUUCCGUCCAUGCGUCAGUGAUUUCAAUUCUGUGAAAGUAUCGUAAAACGAUCUAACGUCUUCCGUCCAAGAAAGCAAAGCAAAACAAAAGUAGAUCGUGAAAACAAAUGAAGAAAUUUAUGUAGCACAAAUUGAUACAAUCGCUCCGAGUUUGUGCCAUACAAAAAUACGUCGGUCCAGAAGUGAUGGAAGUUUGCCGAAUGUAGUAUAAAAAGUGCAUUUAUAGUUCUAUUUCAAACCAGUACAAAUGAACGAGUGCCUUAUUUUGUGAUUUUCGCAUGGAGCUGUUUUAUGAAUCAUGAAUCAUCGAGCCUGAACACAAUACAACCCGCAACAUGACCCGCUGAUGCUUUUUUUUUGUGUCUGGCGAAUAACAGCAAAGUGUGCCAAACCAACCGAACCGGAAACAACGUUGUGGAACUUCAAAACUCACCGUGUCAACUCUCACCGCAAAAAAAAAAAAAAAAACAGUGCAAUAGAAACGAACGAAGCUCAAAUACAUAAUGUCCGCUUCGCCUGAAAUGCAUCAUCAGCAUCAGCAGCUUCAACAGGAAGCUAGUAGUGGACCGCUACCAGGCGAGAUGAAGUCGAAUAGUGCGGAAGGAACUCCUCCACCAGAGCUGGCCACUAUGACAACCGUCAGCGUGCUGGAUCUACACAAAGAGUACAAUGGUGGUGCGGGCGUUAGCCCCAAUGGUGCUGCUGCCGGUGCUGGUACAGUCACUUCACCACACAUCGUCCAUGAUGGUGCCACCGAUAUGACCCUCGCGGAUGAUGGAACGACGGAGAAGGUGUACGAUAAGGAGACAAAUACGGUCUACGUCUACACAACGGCUGCCGGCGCGGCAGGACAUAAGCUGGCUGCGAAUGCACACCAUCAUCAGCUGACUACGAUCGUACACGGUCAGCAACAGCAGCAGCAAAUGCACUCACCGGAUCAGCUGCAUCCGAGCGAACAUCAUGCGGUCGCUGAACAGAAUCUGCUCCAUGCUCGACUGAUUCAGCAACAGCAGUCAGCCGAUGAGCAACAGCAGCACUUGCAACGUAUGUCUCCAGGUGAACAUCAUCAGCAGCAUCAUCAAGUGCACCCAGACGAUGGUACCAUUAUCGAUGGGCAUCGUUUGCUGCCGGCAACAAUAAACGGUAACGAGGCAGGGGCUGGUGAUCCGCAGCAACACCAUCAGCAUCAUCUCGGUCGAAUGUCGCCCGACGAGCAACAGGGCGGUGUACGGUUGCUCGAGGACAGUCACAUACAGCGACUGCUCGGCAAUCAGGAAAUUAUCAGUCGCGACAUCAUAAACGGCGAGCAUCACAUCAUAACGCGCAACGAGAACGGUGAGACGAUCCUGACGCGCAUUGCCAUCUCGACCGCGGACCAGCUACUGAAUCGGAUGGACAAUAGCAUCAUCUACACGACGACAAGUGGUGCCGGUGGUGGUACCGGUGCGGUCGGUGUAGGACCGCAGGAACAACUCCCGACCACGGUGCUACAGUACGAGAAGGAUGUGGAGGACAAACAUCAGCAGCCACAGCACCAUGGCCAUCCGCACGGUCACGCGCAUCAACCGCAGACGAUCUAUGCGACGGCCGGUGGACCACCGGACCAGACCCAGACGAAGCAGAUCGUGUAUACGCUCGGUGGCGGUGAACCGAAGAACGUUAUCUACGGUGAUCCGAAGGCGGCAAUGCCACACUUCGAGACAGUUCCGGGAACCGGUGGCAGCGGUGGUGGCAGUGCCGGCAGUGGUGCUGGAUCGGGCGAUGAAGAUAAACCACAGAUCGACUACGUGUACAACGAGGGUAACAAAACGGUGAUCUACACCGACCAGAAGGGGCUGGAAAGUUUGUACGCAAACAAUGAGCUCGGUUUGAUCGAUGGUACGCAGAUUGUGGUGCAGGGCAAUCUGCAGUACACGCCGCAACAGGGCCCGGACGGUACGACGGUGUACGUGGUGUCCUCGGAUAUGAACCCGGAAGAUAUCAGCGGCCUUCAGCAAAGCACCAACGCUGGCGCAAAGCUUAAUGGACAGACACUGCAAGCAAUGGAUCUGCUCCUUGGUGCCCAUCCAUCAACACAAGCGAUCAACGUUAAGCGUGAACCGGAAGAUCUGCGCAAGGAGCCGAAAAAUCCGCGCAGCCAGAAGGUAUCGUCGCCAUCGCUGCACAUUAAAGAACCUCCACCCAGCCCUGGAAGUCCUUCAACGGAAACCAUGUAUGCUGCCCCCGGCAGCACGCAGAUCUACCUGCAGGGUCCUUCCCAUCAGAACAGUACAGCGGCAACGGCAAGCUCCAAUGUGAAUACUAACUCGCCCAGUCCCAGCUCUUACGCCCAGUAUGACAUGUAUCCACCGAACAGACUUGGCCCUGGUGGCUCAACGUUCAUCACAGAACCGUACACGUACCGUGAAUAUUUCGACAACCAGGGUUAUGCACCGGCCCGAACCAUCUACGGUACGGCAGCCGACUCCGAAGGUCCACAGCCAGCGACAACGUACGAGGGUCGCUUCACAAAGACCGGCUCGAUCUACACCAAGACGAUCACAUCGGCCGGCUUAACGGUGGAUCUGCCCAGUCCCGAUUCCGGCAUCGGUGCGGAAGCAAUAACACCGCGCGACCAGAACAACGUCCAGCAACAGUUUGACUAUGCGGAACAGUGCCAACCACCGAUCGGUAUGGUCGAUCCGAAUGCGGCCGGCCAUAUACCGGCGUGUGUGGCCAGCCUUCAGCGCAAUCUGGCGAUCAACGGUAGCCAGCCGAGUCCGACCACCUCGCUGGGCGGUUCGUCGACGGCGGCCGCCGUUGCGAGUGCCGGCGCUGCGACGGCACCCCGUUCCCGACCCUGGCACGACUUCGGCCGGCAGAAUGAUGCUGACAAAGUUCAGAUACCAAAAAUAUACACGGACGUUGGCUUCAAAUACUAUCUGGAAAGCCCGAUCAGCUCGUCCCAGCGCCGGGAAGACGAUCGGAUAACAUACAUUAACAAGGGACAGUUCUACGGCAUUACGCUCGAGUAUGUGCACGAUCCGGACAAGCCGCUUAAAAAUCAAACCGUCAAGAGCGUCAUCAUGCUGCUGUUCCGCGAGGAGAAAAGCCCGGAAGAUGAAAUUAAAGCCUGGCAGUUCUGGCACAGUCGGCAGCAUUCGGUAAAGCAGAGAAUAUUAGAUGCCGAUACUAAAAACUCCGUCGGUUUGGCCGGUUGCAUCGAGGAAGUAUCGCACAACGCAAUUGCCGUGUACUGGAAUCCUCUCGAGAGCUCUGCCAAGAUCAACGUCGCCGUCCAGUGUCUGAGUACGGAUUUCAGCAGUCAAAAGGGUGUUAAGGGCUUACCGCUCCACCUUCAGAUCGAUACGUUUGAAGAUCCCCGAGAUACGAGCGUUUUCCAUCGGGGUUACUGUCAAAUCAAAGUCUUUUGUGAUAAGGGUGCCGAACGGAAGACACGCGAUGAGGAACGACGAGCAGCGAAGCGCAAGAUGACUGCAACCGGACGGAAAAAGUUGGACGAACUGUAUCACCCGGUUGUCGAUCGGUCGGAGUUCUACGGUAUGAGCGAUCUGUUAAAACCUCCAGUCCUCUUCUCACCCUCGGAGGAUAUCGAUAAGCUAACAUCCAUGGAUAUGCAGUUCUACGGUCACGAUGCCGACUCUCUCUCCGGCACGUCGGACAACGUGAAGUCGCCCUUCCUGCUGCACGCCAACAAACCGGCCACACCAACGCUGAAGUUCCACAAUCACUUCCCACCGGACGUACCGACUGACAAAAAAGAUCCGAGCAUCAUUAUGGACGGUUCGCUAGUGGCAAACUCGAUGGUCGACUUUACGCCACAGAUCAAACGUCAGCGAAUGACGCCCCCGCUCAGUGAACGGGUUAUGUUGUACGUGCGCCAGGACAAUGAGGACGUCUAUACGCCCCUUCACGUCGUCCCGCCUAGUACGGUCGGGUUGCUAAAUGCGAUUGAAAAUAAAUUCAAAAUUUCCUCGUCGAGAAUUAACACUAUUUAUCGCAAAAAUAAGAAAGGAAUUACGGCGAGAAUUGAUGACGACAUGAUCAGACACUACUGCAACGAGGACAUCUUCAUCCUGGAAGUCCAACGGUACGAGGAGGACCUGUACGACAUCACGUUAACGGAGCUGCCAACGCACUAGAAAUCUUGCACUCCCCGUUCGGUUCUCCACCGUCCUGGCGUCCGCAGUGCCAUACUAUUGUGCGCCAUUAUGCCCUCCCGCUCUCUCGAGUAUGGAGUGUUAGUGCAAACAUAUGAAGAAAAAGGAGAAAUGCACACAUCUUGCCAUCGACGCAGUACGGAUGCUGCAUUGCCAACGUGCCAAACAGCUCAUCAUAUGCAGGCCUACACCAGAACAGGAUAUGACGCUAGGUUAUGCUGUUUUUUUUCCUUUCGUGGGAAAACGGGACGUAUCCGAGGGGAAGGCGUAGGUCAACAAGAGACCCUAGACAGUUCGUUAAGUUUUCGCCAUAGCAAGAUUAUGGUUUAUGUAAGCGACCCAUUCGUCCAAUGACAUUUGGUCUGUUUUUUUAUAUUAUUUUAAUUAAAGAGAAUAUUGAAAAUGAAUAAUCGUAACGCGAGUAAAAGUACAUUGGUAAUUAGUAAGUGUUUUUCAAAGUAGAGUAUUAUUUUUUAUCGUUUUUUAAAUGAGAUUAUGCUAAGAAUGCUUUCAAUUCAUAGAAGUACGAAGACGUACGUGGAAAAUGCAGACAAGAUGUGCCUUAGACAAUGAGACCGAAGUAGGCACGAUAAGGACACAAAGCUCUACCUGUUGGCACAACAGUAGACACGUAGAAAGUGAAAUACAACAUUGUACAUAGCAUACUGGGCAAUCCUUUGUGGAGUCAGAGCACCGAACAGAGUAGUUAAAAAGAAAAAAAAAGCGGAAAAGACAGCUAAACCCUACAGCGCUUUGCGUUCGUGCGUAGCGUAGUGUUUAAGUAAGCGAAUUAAUGUUGCACGUGACAUUAUUAUUUAUUUCGAACUAGCGUACUACUUAAUUCAGUCAAAAUGUACCGGAAUGGUUUUUGUUAGCUUCGGUUAGUCGGUUCAACUGUUUGAACGUUGCUAGAGAUUUCCCCUUCCAUUAUCGAACCGAUUGUUUUGUUAUUUUGCUACGUUUUUAUUUGUCUUUUUGAAGUGAAACUUUUUUUAUGAUAAAAUGUAUGAUGGAUGGGUGCAUUCCGUGCAGGAUUGUAUGAUAGAUGUUGCAUUUAAAUGGAACUAGAAAUAGCCAAUCUUCUCUCCCACAACUCUCGUACAGGCCAUGUGAAUACUAAGAUCUCAAAAGGAUAAUAACAACAACAUCAACAAAAAUAAUGAAAUGUGGUUUGGAGGACGACCUCACACAGAUUUGGGGAAGUUCUAACAAUAGUGGUGCGGUCAAACGGUAAAUAUUGCUCAAAUGAAAACAGUUUUACCGCAUCAGACCUUUCCCAUGCCAUAUGAUAGAAGAUGAAGAGAAACACCGGAAGGGAAAGGAUAAUAAUUUUCAAUCGUAUUGUGACAUCGAAUCGAAUGAAGAUGAUUUAAAUGCAUACAAUGUAGCACGUAGACAUUGACGUAACGAUAUUGUUUAACUGUAAAAUUUUCAACCCACAUAUGGGAUUGGCGGUAAUACCGCAGCGAGAGCAUGCAAUAUUAACGAAUAGACAGCUUAGUGGUUAUGGCGAACACGGACAACUUGCGGAUGCUCGGUUCGCAUUUAUGUGUUGUUCCCUCUGUUUCAUUCUCUGGUUAGGGUUAGGAAUUUUCUUACGCUCACACCUUCACACCAAUACCCGUCCAUGACAGUAUUUUUUUUUUUGUUCUGUAGCAUGAUCAUUGUCAUUUUGAAUUUUGCAUUUUCCACAAACAGGCAGGCAGACCCAACACAACCGGCGAAUUGAACUAUUGUUUUGUUUUCUUUGCGUCUUUUAUGCGAACUGCCAUACUGUGGGAAUACAAAUAGGAAGUAAGAACAGUUGUAAUCGACCGGAUGGAUAGGAUUUCUAACUCGUAAGCAAUCGUAUCGCAUAGAAGCGUAUCGUUAUAAUGAUAAAUGAUCGACGAAUCGGUUUUGAAGUGCGUUAAAUUUCUCUUAUUAUCUAAUUGUUAAGUACCUGAGGCGCACGAUCUUCACAAAAAAGAAUGUACAAGUGCCGUAAAUUCAAUGUUAAAGACGGAAGCCAGCACAUUCCUUCGCGCCCGAAAUGCGGUGUAAAGGGUUAAGCUUUGUGCAUGUUUUUUUUUAAUAAUUGUCUCGUACCCCUUAAUUGUUCGAAUAUUUUUGAAAACAACGGCAUAUUCUCCUGAAAGGAACUGUAUGAACACGCAAAACAUGUGAUAUUUAAAGGGGAAAAGAAAAAUCAAUCUAAAAUCGUACUGUUGCAAACAACGUACUCUGCGGCCCAUUUUCACUUUUCUCCAAUUGUUUUCAGAAACACCAGUUGGGGAUGAGUGGAGAUCGGAUAACAGAAAUGAUGUGUGUGUUUGUGUUUAAUAGAAAAAUAACACAAACACAGCAUGAUGAGUAAACAAGCAUGAUAGGGACGUGGAACAAUCCGGUGGAGACGCAUUGGAAAACAAAAAAAACGGAUGUGCAUUCGUUUUAUAUUUGCCUAAUCGAUCGAGUUGCCAUAACGUAGCGGAGCAAGGUUUGCAUUUUAUUUUGUUAUAGAUGUAUUUGUGUGUGUUUCUAUUUCAUUUGCUAGGUAGCAUUUUAUUUUCGCUAAUCGUAAUUACACGCUGUGGUAUUCUCCCAGGGUGGCCAAACAAUGUAAGGAAACAUAGUGACAGGUUGAGUUGCUGAGAGAAGCGAAUAGAAAGAAUAGUAUUGAUAUGAUUUGGCGAUCGAAAGGAUCGGAUAAAUAAUAGGUAUUACAAAACAAACUAAAAUGGAAAGCCUUAUAUGGCCGAUACGAUAUAAAAUCACAAUCCCAGAUAUGUGAGUGAGAAUCGAUAAGAGCAUCCAACGUAAAAUAGCACAAAAUGCGACUAAAGCAGUUCAUAGGAAUAGCGACUAGUGGCACUACAGAGGGAAAGAGUAGUCGCCGCUAUAGGAGAUAAGUCACUAUACACUUAUUGUAUAACCCUUAGUAGUACACAGAAAGGAAGGUGCAUCACACGUGUAGGCUUCCGUUAAAAUGCAAUAUUAAUUUUACAUUGAUAUAGUUCUUUUUCCAUUUGUUUCGCUAAGCCGUAUCGAUUAAGUAGCGCGUAACUACUAGCACGUAGAAAACAGUUUUUCUUUCCUUAUCGUUGCCUUUCAUUUUUGUGCGUGCAUUUACUCACACGCACAGCUGAUAGCAUGAACCUUAAACCUUUCCCUUAAUAAAAUCACACACGCAAGAAUGUAAUAGAACUGUAAGCAGAUUUCAAAUUGCGCUUGCGAUUAGCAGUAAAUUAACUAAAGCGCCACACGUGUUACGUGUCACGCUGGUGGAAAGCAAUGGCGUAGUACUACUACUGCAUACUACCAACCAACACAUCGCACCUGCUAACACGUGCACAUUCUUUAUUUUAACAUUUAUCUAUUUUUGCAUUCUCCGUUUCUUUUUAAUUUCGCACUUUUUUAGACACAUUAGAAAUCAUCUUGCUUUUAGUAACACACACACACACACACUUAGCGAUAAGCGUUAAGAGACCUUUUUACUUUUGUUAAGCUACCAACUGAAAACCGUCCUUCGUAUUGCCAUUCCAAAACCUUCUUCGAUGAGAAUUUGCCAUUUAGUAGGAACGUCCAUGUACGACCAGUAGAGCCAUUUUUCUAUUUCGUCACCCAUUUUGUCGCGUUGUCCCGCAUUCCAUUGUACUCCUUUUCCCCUCAAGGACAGCACAAUAAGAUACUGUGCCACAGUGGUCGUAUGUGAUUUCUGUUCUUUUUUUAGUUACAAACUAAGGUUAAGUAUUAUUAAUUAAUUGAUCUGAAUUUAGUUUAGUUGGGUAAGAGAGAAUGACAGUGCUCUGAUAAUGAAGAAGAGGUAGUAACAAAAAAAAACGCAGCGAGAAAGAAUCCAAUUGAUUUAAAACAUACAGACAGAAAAAGAAAAGAUAAAAAAACAUGUAAACCGGAACAAGCGGAAGGUAUUGAGGUUGGGUUAAAAGAAACACAAAACCCGUAACAGAUGCAAAUUACGUUAAGCGUAUAAGUUCUCUUUUUUAACUGUACUGUUAUAUUUUCUUGAUGAAGACGAAAAGAGCGUUUAAAUAUAAUUUGAAUUUAGAACAUUGAA
Molecule: messenger RNA, 9601 nt
Organism: Anopheles funestus (African malaria mosquito)
Lineage: Eukaryota; Metazoa; Arthropoda; Insecta; Diptera; Culicidae
Product: protein grainyhead-like
Exons: 18
Coding region: 1891-5529 (1212 amino acids)
Biological process (GO): regulation of transcription by RNA polymerase II
Cellular component (GO): nucleus
Molecular function (GO): RNA polymerase II cis-regulatory region sequence-specific DNA binding; DNA-binding transcription activator activity, RNA polymerase II-specific
Source: RefSeq, a predicted model, not a curated record